This is a messenger RNA of Schistosoma turkestanicum, 977 nucleotides long. The record is from the annotation of a GenBank genome assembly. NCBI's taxonomy places the organism in Eukaryota, Metazoa, Platyhelminthes, Trematoda, Strigeidida, Schistosomatidae.
GCAGUUUGAUCUACAACUAUUAGAUACAUAAGCCUGUUGAGAGGAAGCCCAAUUUAUUCAGUCCACAAUCAUUGCAAAUAAGUUAUGAAAUCGUUUGUUAACACUGUUAUUGGCUAGCGCCAGUUCCGAACUCAGACAAUGACUUCGAACCUUGAGUUAUUUAAUUUAAUGGACAACUUCUUGCCGUCAGAUAAGUGCUUACUAGUGAAUGACUUGGGGUGUCCCUUUUAUGGUAGCAGUAGUGUUUUUUGUCCAGAUUCAGCAUGCACUUGUGUUACUGAUGAUCUACAAUUGAUGGGACAGCAUUACACAACUUGUCAUAGUCACUCAUGUUCACUCUGUGGUUUAAGUUUCAUAUCCUCGCGGCUUCUUUCGACACAUGAACAAAUCGCUCACAGUGGACCUUUCAGAUCGAAGCUGGACUGUUUUCUCACUGUGUGUCCUCAGAAGUUUGCUGACUGUGCGAAACUCUCCUCGCAUGCUUAUGAUUGCCAUGGGCUUCUUCCCGACUCACCAGUGCUUACAGGUGCAAUGAUAGGUAUUGAGAAUCGGGAUUCUAAGAAAGUUAUGUCCGAAUUUCAUGUCCACCAUUGGGAUGAAUCCGCUGAUGGUCAACUCAGUUUGGAAAAUAUGCUCAAAAAGCUCAAGUCUGAGGGUUGCAGUUGCAUUAAUUACAAGUUCAGUCCUGGGACCAAUUUUCCGGAGCACACUCAUAACGAAGAUAAACUAGACUGUAUCGUCAGCGGUCAGCUCUCAUUCAGUAUGUAUGGAAAGGAGAUUAUACUAGGUCCAGGUGAUCUUUUAGAAGUUCCUCGCAACGUACCACAUUCUGCUCAUGUUGUAGGCAAAGAUCCACUUGUAUUUGUAGAUGCUACACGAAAAUCAUAAUGCUUCAAGAUUUUAUUUGUGGUUAUUUUAAUUUUAUACUUUUUCUGUUUCUUGAUGCAUAAUUCAUAAAUGUUGUCAAUACAAUAGUC